Molecule: messenger RNA, 999 nt
Organism: Quercus lobata
Lineage: Eukaryota; Viridiplantae; Streptophyta; Magnoliopsida; Fagales; Fagaceae
Exons: 2
Coding region: 1-999 (332 amino acids)
Biological process (GO): meristem development; meristem maintenance
Source: RefSeq, a predicted model, not a curated record
AUGCAGAUUGUAUGGGAGCCGUACACGCAUACGCUAGGCUCCCUACCUGCGUAUUGCACUGCUGGGCAGCAUAUUUGGAAGGCCGAGGUGCCGUUGAUAUUCUUUUGGAUAGUGGAGUGGCAUCAUCCUGAGCGAGUCCUCCGUCAGUUUGGGAUGAAACAACCAGUUCCAAGUGUCGUGGAUACGUCGACUACCCUUCACAAGAUAUCCCUUCAGGGUAAAUGGGAGAAGAACUGGGAGGUAGAACAUGAUCCCUUUAUUCGGCAAUGGGCCAACCGAGUGAAUGUAGUUCGCGAGUCCGAUCUCCUAGACGAUGAUGAUACGUAUCUCGUUGAGUACAUGAUGUGGUACAAUCGCCACACAAGGCGGUACAUAACACCAGAGUCUGCGUAUUGGGAACUCAUGGUUCGGACGAUGAUUAGGUCUAUACAGAGGUGUGAUGAAGGUUCUGACAUGCACACUGACCUUACAUUUACACUAGAGCUUGUGGAGGAGCUAGGCCGACUUAAAUUGGCGAAUUCGCUUGCAGAAGCAGUUGACAUUGAUACACAGGCCCCAGUUCGUGGCGGGCAACGUGGUGGGUCUCGUGGGGGUGGACAUCGUGGAGGUGGUCAAGCUGGUCGCAGCCGUACGACCGAGUCGGCUCCCAUCUACGAGGAAGGGAAUGAGGAGGGUGUAGAAGAGGCAUGGCUUGGCGCUGAUUGGGUACUGUCUGAUGACGAUGGCAGGACACCGCGAUGCACGCCUGGCGAUGGUGCUGGGCCAUCCCAUAGCGUCGAUCAUCAGGGCACUGUUCCAGCCCACACUACAUCCCAUGGUGCUAGCACGGACUUUGAGGGCCCUCCUCGUAUGUCGCCCCCAGUUUUCAGUGGAUCUGCCCAUGAUGGUGGAUGCAUAUUUGUCCCCACACCAGGCAUGCCCACCCCACCUCUAGUGCAUGUGGACCCCACCAUGUCAGCUCCAUCUCAAAAACCCCCACGGAGAGGCUGUACAGAUUGA